Molecule: messenger RNA, 2120 nt
Organism: Sphaeramia orbicularis (orbiculate cardinalfish)
Lineage: Eukaryota; Metazoa; Chordata; Actinopteri; Kurtiformes; Apogonidae
Gene: rab5b
Product: RAB5B, member RAS oncogene family
Exons: 6
Coding region: 251-901 (216 amino acids)
Molecular function (GO): GTP binding; GTPase activity
Source: RefSeq, a predicted model, not a curated record
GUUUACAGGAAGUGUUCACAUUUUCUUUUACCAGCUGAUAGCGAAAUUGUCAACAGUUAAGUCUGCUGUACCUGCCCUGCUGAAACGACAUUAUAUACGUUGAAUCCAGACGGAGACAACACAGGUCAAGACUUCAUCAGUGAGACUUGACCUGGGCAGCAGGGCUGACAAGUGACUGAUCUCACAGAAUCCCCCGUCUCCACCCCAGGGAGGAGGCCCAGCCCCCCUGCUGUCUCCUACUCUGGUCAGUAUGAGCUCCAGAGGGAGUGGAGGCCGCUCCAACGGCACACUACCACAGACCAAGAUCUGCCAGUUCAAGUUAGUGCUGCUGGGUGACAUGGCUGUGGGAAAGUCUAGCCUGGUGCUUCGUUUUGUGAAGGGACAAUUUGAUGAGUUCCAGGAGACAACUAUAGGAGCUGCGUUCUUGGCUCAGUCAGUGUGUCUAGAUGAUACCACAGUGAAGUUUGAGAUAUGGGACACUGCAGGACAAGAGCGGUACCAUAGCUUGGCUCCUAUGUACUACCGGGGAGCUCAGGCUGCCAUUGUGGUCUUUGAUAUCACCAAGCCGGAAACUUUUGAGAGAGCCAAGGCCUGGGUUAAGGAGCUGCAGAGACAGGCCAGCCCUAACAUUGUCAUUGCCCUGGCUGGGAACAAGGCUGACCUGGCAGAGAAGAGACUAGUAGAGUAUGAGGAGGCUCAGACUUAUGCUGAAGACACUGGCUUACUCUUUAUGGAGACCUCUGCCAAGACGGCCAUGAACGUCAAUGAACUCUUCCUGGCAAUCGCAAAAAAGAUGCCAAAAACAGACACCCAAAACCCUACACAUGCAGCACGACAUCGGGGAGUCAACCUCCAGGACCCAGAUGCCCACUCUACCCGAGCUUGCUGUGGUGGAAACUAGACAUCUGUAUUCACACAGCUGUACUCCACCAUCCACAUCACUGCAGCCCGUCAACCAUCUUGUCUCCUUCAAACAUCUUACAUGGGUGGAUGUGAAACAUCCUUUCCGUCUCCCUCUGUUCAUUUCUCAGUCCUCAAACAGAAAUUCAGACAAGAGUUAAUUAGGAGAUAAAGAAGACAGCAGAGAUACAACAACAGAAAGAUAUGUGUCUCUUCACCCAAAACUGCUUUUGGAAAUUACACAGAAGUACAGGCAAAGACUGAAAUGAAGGGGAGGAAAAUAAAGAAUGUGGAACACGGUGACAAACCUGAUGUAGUAUUUAGCACUAAUUGUAAAUUUUCUUCUGUUCUUUCUGCCUUGCAUAAUUUUAUUUACAGCCCUGUUUGAUUGCAUAAAAAUGCACAAACUAAGCAGCACAUGCUAAUGAAUGGCAAAGAAUGAAUCCAAGAAAAAGGCCAAGACAUUAAAUAAAAAAGCCAAAUGUUUGGACUGUAUUCCCUUGUCAGAGCUUGCACCUGCUUGCUUUUUCUUUUUUAUUUCCAAAUCAAUGAAAUCCUGCUGUUAAUAAUGCCACCUCCAUGGAAUGAUUCUGUAAAUUUUAAUUUCUUUCUGUCCCGCUUUGAUGUUCCUUACUUUCACUGGCCCAUAUAAGACAAGAUCAAUGGCACAGUUCACCACACGAAUUAGAUUGUGUAUUAACUGUCAAGACAUCCCUUCCACUGACACUCAAACUCAGUAUGUGAAGUAGAAAUUGUUAAAGUAAUGUGUGUUGUUCAUACAUGAUUGGCAAUCUUACAUUGAAGAAGCAUUUAGAGGUCAACAGAUUGUGAAUUUAUUUAAGUUGCUGUAGUUAAGUAUCCCUUAUGCUGUUUUCUUGAAGAUUCAUAAGGAGCCAUACUUAACAUAACAGUCUGUAGCUCAAAUGUGCACAUUUAAAGUAUUAACAGUUCCAUAGCAGCAACCACAUUUCUCAAACCCAAAGGAAAAAAAAUGCACAUGGACUACAGUGCUUGUUUAGUCCCAUUUAUUAAUGAAUAAGUGUCAUCUGAAUUUAAUAAUUUAAAAUGAGUGAUGGGGCUAAUUAUAAUUGCAGUAACGUGUAUGGCUGUGCCCAAGUAGAAAUAUCUGCUGCUAGUACCAGUGUAAGUGAACUGUUAAAACCUAUUUUCAAUUUGUCAAACAAGGAACAGAAUGAAAAGCAAAAAAAAAAAAAAAAGAC